Messenger RNA from Dovyalis caffra, 1284 nucleotides. The record is from the annotation of a GenBank genome assembly. NCBI's taxonomy places the organism in Eukaryota, Viridiplantae, Streptophyta, Magnoliopsida, Malpighiales, Salicaceae.
AUGAACAACAACACGACGUGCACGUGGCAAAUCGUCCACAUCCCUGACAAACCACCAAUCCCACCUAACCAGCAACCCACCGUGGAUGUGUUUGCUUCAGUUAUUGAGCCAAAGUGUGCUAAUAUUCUUAUAAGGUUAGACACUCCCGCUUCGCGUUUAAAUCAGAUAGCUCCAUUUGAAAAUCUACGCCAUGUCAAGCGGAUUCGAAAAAAUCAUCUGGAAGGAGUGCUUUCUUUGACAGGAAAAACUCAGCUUUCAGUAAUUUUAUGUCUUGUUUCUGAGGAUAACAGUCAGUUGAACAGCUUGCCACAAGAUGUACAAGAGCUAAGCAAUUCCUACCAGUUUGCAAAUAUGCUGCAACAUCUAAAGAAGAGUGGGAAGAACAGUGCAAGCUAUGGCCAACCUCAUAUCAUCCACCUACCUAGUAACAAUAUUGAUGGCAUUACUGGAUUCAGUGAAGAGGAUUCACUUUCAGUUUUCAGCUUCAUGAAAGUGGCUAUUGAGUUGGCAAAAUCUGGUGAUGGUUCGAUCAUCAAUGCUGCAGUUAUAGUGGAUCCAUCAGUUCAGCAGAUCAUUACAAAUGGACAUGAUCAAAUCUUCUCAUGGCAUGCUUACGCAAACAAGACUUGCAUCAGAAAUGACUGCAUCGAGCAGUCCAUGACCCUUAGUUCUCAUCAGUCUAAUGGAGUAGCAAGCCUUGUAACAGCAGUGCUUCCAAAUACUUCACCUAGUAAACCUGAAAGUCUGUCUUAUGCUGUGUCUUGUUUAAACCCUUGGAAGUGGCCUGAGCAUCGAUUAGACACAGCUAAUUCUUGUUACUGGCACCCUUUACGACAUGCUGCUAUUGUUGCUAUUGAAUCUUCUGCUGACAGGGACAGACGCCUGUUCCCUGGUUUGGGAGAUACUGAAGAGAAGUCCUUUGAAACUUCACAAUCUUCUUAUGUUGGUUCCCUAGCGAAAAGACAUAAGACGGGUGUUGCAAAUGUCAAGGAGAAGGAAUCAGAUCCUCUUACAAUACCUUCAAAUUCUGUAUCAGAAAGACCUUAUCUAUGCACUGGUUGUGACAUCUAUCUUGUUUGGGAGCCAUGUAUAAUGUGUGCAAUGGCACUUGUUCAUCAGAGAAUUAGACGGAUAUUUUAUGCUUUCCCCAAUCCAAAUGUUGGUGCAUUGGGCAGUGUUCACAGACUACAAGGGGAGAAAAGCUUAAAUCAUCAUUAUGCUGUAUUCAGAGUCUGUGUUCCUGAAGAAGUUCUUGGUAAGGUUGGAAGCAUCAAGAGCCGCUGA